Molecule: messenger RNA, 2482 nt
Organism: Gavia stellata (red-throated loon)
Lineage: Eukaryota; Metazoa; Chordata; Aves; Gaviiformes; Gaviidae
Gene: ESCO2
Product: establishment of sister chromatid cohesion N-acetyltransferase 2
Exons: 13
Coding region: 1-2307 (768 amino acids)
Biological process (GO): mitotic sister chromatid cohesion
Cellular component (GO): chromatin; nucleus
Molecular function (GO): protein-lysine-acetyltransferase activity
Source: RefSeq, a predicted model, not a curated record
AUGUCGCCGUCGGCAUUUUCCGAGGCUGCGGAUCGAAGCGCAGGGAAGCGGAAUCGCUCGCCGAAGAGGGAGAAAGAGGGUGCCACCCAGUGGGAGAAAAAAACCUCCGUUGGCUUUGUGAAUGACUUUUGGUUUAACUGCCGCGGCUUUCGCCUGCCAAAGAGGAGGGCGGGCGGGCGGGAGAAGGCGCGCGGGUUCGAAGGCGCGGGAGUGUUGGCGGCGGAGGCGGCGCUGAGGUGCUCUGGUGAAGACAUGGCAGCCGUGACGCCACAGAAAAGGACCCGUAGUUCUACUGAUACUGAUGGUUCAGCCUUUGAGACUCCUCUGAAAAAAACGAUGACAGGCUUUGAAGGUCUCUCUCCGCUCAAGAAAUCGAGAAAUAAUUGGUUUGCUUCUCAAAUAAAAUGGUCAUCAAGCUCCAGCGAUGAGAUGAAAGAAAAUGAGGCUGUCCCGGUGAAGCUGGCACUGUCGAGGAGGCUGGAUGUUUCACCCCGUCAGGCAGCCAGCGUUCCCACAGCCGCGCAGAGGGAGUCCUCGAGGAAAUUAUCCCCAAAGACGGCCUCCUCGUACAAGCCCCUUGUGCCUGCGAUGUCUUUUUAUAGCAAGGAAAAGCGAUACCUUACUCCUCUUGAGAGGAAACAACUGAACGAGAGCCACUCUUUGGGUGAGAGGAACAGGGAUGAAAAUCUCCCAGCUGCCAGCAGGACUGAGAAGAUGAACAGGAACUUGAGCAGGAAUAUAAGCUCAAAGCCAACCAAGCACGCAGCUAACUCCAAGCAUGGCAAAACUCUCUCCAAAACACUGAAGAAGGCAAAGGGAGAGACGCCAGCAGGAAAACCCAGUGUGGAGAAAGAGAAUGUGAAUUGCCUAAUUAAAAAGAAGAUGGAUUCACCCUUCAGAGUUCUAAGCAUGACAGUUAAACCAGCCCUGAAACUCCAGUUGGGAGCAGCGUUCUUUUCUGCCCAGAAGAAAUCGCACUCUAAAAAAAUAGUUGUAGACACUAAGUCCCUCCAGAGUCUCCCCAAAUCCCUGCAAGAAAAGGAUCAGUCUGGACCACCGACAACUCCAAAGUCUAAUUCAGCCGAUAGAAACAAAGGUCUUGAGGCGGAUGGUGUCUUGAGAAGUAUUUCUGUGCCUCAGAAGAAGGAAAAUGAGAACGGGGCAGACUUUACAGGCUCUGUAAAUCAAGAGAGAGAUUCGGCAUGUGAAGGUAAAACACCUCUGCAGAAAAGCGGAAGCGCCUCUGGUCCGUUUUGUGCUUCCCAGUCUGCAGCCGCAGGAGACAGCGAUGCAGAGAACGUGGUAAGUCGAGGUGAAAUCAGUUCUUCUACAACCUGCGAGUCAGAUGAUGGCAUUAUUCCUUCAAGCCAAUCUCCGCGUGAGGUGAAUAAGCGAGUAUCUCCUUCAAAUGCUGUUGUCUACCCCAUAUUCACUGCACCCCCUGCCAGCAAGAAAAGGUGCUGCAGACAAGACAGAAGUUGUAAUAAAAAUGGGACGCAGGCUGUGCUGGAUGAACUGACUUCUCCGUUUGGGUCCAGCCCACCUGCAAAAACAUCUCACAUCUCAGCAAGCAAGAAGGCGAAAGAGCUCUGCAAGCGCUCCAGAGAUCAGAUGAUCAUUGAUGCCGGUCAGAAGCAUUUCGGUGCCGUUGUUUGCAAGUCGUGCAACAUGAUCUACACGGCUGCUAGCCCGGAGGAUGAGGCCCAGCACAUCCAGCACCACGAGAGAUUCCUUGAGGGACUCAGAUACGUGGGUUGGAAGAAAGAGCGGGUUGUGGCAGAGUUCUGGGAUGGGAAAAUUGUUUUGAUUCUUCCAAAUGACCCAAAAUACGCUGUCAAGAAGGCAGAAGACGUGCGAGAAAUUGUAGAUAAUGAAUUGGGAUUUAAGCAAGUUUCUUUGAGCUGCCCAGCCAAGACUAAAAUAUACUUGUUUGUGUCCAACGAGAAGAUGAUUGCUGGGUGCUUAGUGGCUGAAUCAGUCAAGCAGGCUUUCCGGGUGCUGUCUGAGCCGGGCGCCGUGCUGUCCCCCAGCCAGGACAGUCUGCAGCACCAGCGGGCUUGGCGCUGCUCCUCCCAGUCGGAGCCUGCCGUCUGUGGCAUCAGCAGGAUCUGGGUGUUCGGGCCGAAGCGCGGGAAGGGCAUCGCCCGUCGCAUGGUGGACGUGGUCAGGAGCACCUUCAUGUAUGGCUGCUACCUGAGCACCGACGAAAUCGCCUUCUCCGACCCGACGCCGGAUGGCAAGUUGUUUGCAACGAAAUACUGCCAAACCCCUAACUUCCUUGUUUACAAUUUUAUUUCUAACAACUGAUUCGACUUAAUUAUUACAAGUUGAGGUUUGGUGAUUUAAGAUAAUUUGUGUGUUUAAAUUAACACUUAAGCGUUGUUACCUGGCUAAACGCUGUUUUCCUGCUGAGCGCUAGUUUUUCCUCUCCUUGCGAGUGAGCUGGGGGAGAGUGUGUCACUUUGUGUACAGAAUUGUUAUA